Salvelinus namaycush (lake trout) is the source of this 4869-nucleotide messenger RNA. Its product is annotated as arf-GAP with SH3 domain, ANK repeat and PH domain-containing protein 1-like. NCBI's taxonomy places the organism in Eukaryota, Metazoa, Chordata, Actinopteri, Salmoniformes, Salmonidae. The record is from RefSeq and is a predicted model, not a curated record. The transcript has 28 exons. Gene Ontology annotation, molecular function: protein binding; GTPase activator activity. Gene Ontology annotation, cellular component: cytoplasm. Gene Ontology annotation, biological process: positive regulation of GTPase activity. Bases 215 to 3556 code for a protein of 1113 amino acids.
GGGAUAGUGGAGUCAUAGGAGAGAACCAACCAAGUAAUUCGAGAAGAGACGCGUCUUUGUCAUUUCGAUUCUAUCUCUAGUUUGUAAACUAUCAGUUUUCGAUCCAGUCACAGAGUUAGACAUCUCGUACUUUUCCUCGCCAGUUGUUUUUUAAUGAUUUAGGAUUUUCUCAACAAUUCUUGCAAUCCUCUUUUGGGCGAUUCCCUGCUGAAGGAUGCCGGAUCAAAUAUCGGUGUCCGAGUUUCUCUCGGAGACAACAGAGGAUUACAAUUCUCCUACCACGUCCAGCUUCACGACCCGCCUGCAGAGCUGUAGGAACACAGUCAACGUUCUGGAAGAGGCUUUGGAUCAGGACAGGACUGCGCUGCAGAAGGUGAAGAAAUCAGUCAAGGCCAUCUACAGCUCAGGCCAAGACCAUGUCCAGAAUGAGGAGAACUAUGCCCAGGCUCUGGAUAAGUUUGGCAGCAAUUUCAUCAGCAGAGACAACCCUGACCUGGGAACAGCCUUCGUCAAGUUCUCCACCCUGACCAAGGAGCUGUCGACCCUGCUCAAGAACCUGCUCCAGAGCCUGAGCCAUAAUGUGAUCUUCACCCUGGACUCGCUGUUGAAGGGGGACCUGAAAGGCGUGAAAGGGGACAUAAAGAAGCCCUUUGACAAAGCCUGGAAGGAUUAUGAAGCUAAGUUUACAAAGAUCGAGAAGGAAAAGAGGGAGCAUGCCAAGCAGCAUGGGAUGAUUCGCACGGAGAUAACAGGUGCGGAGAUCGCUGAGGAGAUGGAGAAGGAACGCCGUCUCUUCCAACUCCAGAUGUGUGAGUAUCUGAUCAAAGUCAAUGAGAUCAAGACCAAGAAGGGAGUGGACCUUCUCCAGAACCUAAUCAAGUAUUACCACGCACAGUGCAAUUUCUUCCAAGAUGGCUUGAAGACGGCGGAUAAGCUGAAGCAGUACAUUGAGAAGCUGGCUGCUGACCUCUACAAUAUAAAGCAGACCCAGGAUGAGGAGAAGAAACAUCUGACUGCGCUCAGAGAUCUGAUCAAGUCCUCCCUUCAGCUGGACCAGAAGGAGGACUCCCAGAGUAAGCAGGGUGGCUAUAGCAUGCACCAGCUGCAGGGCAACAAAGAGUUUGGCUGUGAGAAGAAAGGCUACCUGAUGAAGAAGAGUGAUGGGCUGAGGAAGGUGUGGCAGAGGAGGAAGUGUUCAGUGAAGGGUGGCAUGCUCACCAUCUCUCAUGCCACGUCCAACAGGCAGCCUGUGAAACUCAACCUGCUCACCUGCCAGGUCAAGCCCUGCGCUGAGGACAGGAAGUGCUUCGAUCUAAUUUCCCAUAACCGGACAUAUCACUUCCAGGCUGAGGAUGAACAGGAGUUUGUCAUCUGGAUCUCGGUGCUAUCCAACAGUAAGGAGGAGGCUCUGAACAUGGCAUUCCGUGGAGGAGAGGACGGAGGAGGAGGAGGAGGAGAGGAUGGCCUCGAGGACCUGACCAAAGCCAUCAUAGAUGACGUGCUGCGCAUCCCUGGCAACGAAGUCUGCUGUGACUGUGGCGCUGCAGAUCCAAAAUGGCUGUCCACUAACCUAGGCAUCUUGACCUGCAUCGAGUGCUCUGGUAUCCACCGGGAGAUGGGAGUGCACAUCUCACGCAUCCAAUCCAUGGAGCUAGAUAAGCUAGGCACCUCUGAACUCUUGCUGGCCAAGAACGUAGGGAACAGUAGUUUCAAUGAAAUAAUGGAGGGGAACCUUCCCUGUCCCUCACCAAAGCCCACUUCUUCGAGUGAUAUGACAGUGAGGAAGGAGUUCAUCAAUGCUAAGUAUGUGGACCACAAGUUUGCACGGAAGACCUGUACCUCCUCGGCAGCUAAGACCAUCGAGCUGUGUGAGGCGGUCAAGUCCAGGGAUCUGCUGUCUCUCAUCCAGGUGUACGCUGAGGGGGUAGAGCUAAUGGAGCCCCUGCCUGAGGGUGGACAGGAGGCCGGAGAGACUGCACUCCACUACUCUGUGCGCACUGCUGACCAGACCUCACUGCACCUGGUCGACUUCCUCGUGCAGAACAGUGGGAGCCUGGAUAAGCAGACAGAGUGGGGAAACACUGCCCUGCACUACUGCUGCAUGUACGAGAAACACGAAUGUCUCAAACUACUGCUGAGGGGCAAACCAGCCACUGACAUCACCAAUCAGAAUGGUGAGACGGCACUGGAUGUUGCCAGGCGACUGAAGAACAGUCAGUGUGAGGAGGCACUGUUGCAGGCUGCAGCGGGAAAGAUUUACCCUCACAUCCACGUGGAGUAUGAGUGGAGCCUGAGGCUUGAUGAGAUCGACGAGAGCGAUGACGAUCUGGACGACAAGCCUAGUCCCAUCAAGAAAGACCGCUCCCCCAGGCCGCAGAGUUUCUGCCACACGUCCAGCAUGUCUCCCCAUGACAAGCUGUCCCUGCCGGGCUUCAUCAGCCACCGGGACAAGCAGCAGCGCAUGUCUUACAGCGCCUUCACCAACCAGAUGUACUCCGCCUCCACCGACCUCACUUCCUCUUCCUCCCCUGUGGCCGACGGCCCCCCUCUGCCCCCCAGGAACCAGGGCAAAGCUCCUCCCUCCACCCUCACCCCUGGAGGCAGCUCCACCCUGUCUAAGAAGAAGCCUCCGCCCCCUCCCCCUGGGCACAAACGCACCCUGUCUGACCCGCCCAGCCCGCUCUCCCACAGUAGAGGGGGCUUAUCCGGGGGAAGUGACUCCACCCCUCCUCCUGCGAACAAGAUGUCACCUUUAUCCAACAAGUUUGAGGGCAUUCCACAGCAGCAAAGCACUACUUCUAGCAACACAAAGUCUACACUUGGUCCAAGGGUUCUACCCAAACUACCUCAGAAAGUGGCACUGCGUAAGAUCGACACCAUACACCCAUCUAUGGACAAACCUGGCCUGCCUCCGGAGGUGCUCCAGAAAUCCCCUCCAGGACCUGAAUGCCUAACAAAAGCCAUCCUUCCCGACAAGCCCCAACUAGGGGACCUUCUCCCCAAACCCCAGCUCUCUGAACUGCCCCCUAAACCUGGAGAACUGCCCCCCAAGCCCCAGCUCGCCAACCUCCCUCCCAAACCCCAGUUAGGGGACCUACCGCCCAAACCCCAGCUCAAAGACCUACCCCCCAAGCCUCAGCUCUCCCAAGACGGCCAUCCGAAACCAGGGGCAGCAGAUCUGCCCAUUCCGAGACCACCCCCUGGAGAGCUUGUGCCGAAGCCCCAGCCCCCCGACUCACCGGUGGCUAAUCAACAGGCAGAGACGGAGAGCCCAUCCCCCCAGGGCAGCGAGGACACCAAUGGGAGCCCGGCGUGUGCUCCAGAGACACCAGUGCCCUUGCCCAGGAAGAUCAACACGGGGAAGACCAAAUCUCGGCGGGUGAAGACAAUCUAUGACUGCCAGGCUGACAACGAUGACGAGCUGACGUUUGUGGAGGGAGAGGUGAUCAUAGUGACAGGAGAGGAGGACGGGGAGUGGUGGAUCGGCCACAUUGAAGGGCAGACGGAAAGGAAAGGGGCGUUCCCAAUGUCCUUUGUCCACAUCCUAAGUGAAUGACAGCCAGAUGAGGCUUGCACUAUAAACCCCCGUCCUCACCCCUAGUAGUAUCCCUGUUCUGUAAAUAGCUACUGUAACAACAUAUGAAACCAGUGUACUAAAGAAAAAAACACAAGAAACCGAAGUAGGCUCAACUAGCCACUGGAUGCUGAGCACAUCCAUGUUGUAAAUAAAAUGAGUAUUCUUACCAGUAUUAUCUUAACCUUAGAGCACGGCCUAUGACUGCCAUAGCCAUUCUCAAAACCUAGCACUUACCCUAAAGUCUAUGUUCAUGCUGUUACUGUGUGUAUAUAUAUAUAUGUAUGUAUAUAUAUAUUUCUGUGUGUGUGUGUGUAUAUACAUGUUUUAUUGUACAAUCAUGUACAAUCAUACAUGUGCUCUCUGCCUGCCAGAUAUCAGGGCAGCCGUGUUUGAAUAUUCUCUGUAAUCAUUUUACUGGUGGUCAUCACUGAUAUCAUUGCUUGCAUUUCUGGAGAAGGACAAAUAUGAAAGAAACCAUGUCACUCGUCUCUCACCAUUUCGUCAUCCUACACCCCCAUUAGACUGAAGAGAUUCUCAUGUCUCCAACUGAAACCUACCAUGAUAACUCAUGAUGAAAUAAGUAUUAAUUCAGUGUAUUCCUUGUCGUUGCUCGCUUUGUGGUGCACAUGUAUUGGGAUUGUUUCAGUAUCACACCUGCUGCUACUGUAUGGUGGGAUAUCAGAAGCCCCUGUGGAACCUCACAGGUCACCAGUAGUUCUCUCUGCUUAACACCGUUUCACUGUGUGACCAGUCAUCUCCACCCUACUAUGUAGACCUUUCUGUGCAUGGUAGAAACAUGACUGGAAUUGAGCAGUGCUAUUUAAAAAAGCCACUCAGGGUUUGAAGAACCACUUCUGAUCGCUACUAACACUCAUGAGUACAUGGGAAGGUCAAUGCGGUCAGUCUAAGCAAUAAUUGGGGAGAAAUCUCAGAUGGCCUAGGGAGAGAUUUGAACAAAUGUCCAUUGACACUUCAAACCCAUACAGGGUUAGGUCAAUCAGGAUUUAUACAUGGGACAAGAGUCACGAGUGCCACUGUUUAGACAAACUAAGAUGUAGCCGGUGUGGACAUUCAAAUUCAUCCAGAAAGAGGCAGUCGAGCAGAAAUAAAGUUUGCCUAGCCCAGUGUUAUCCUUAGAACGCUGAGUGCUUCUUGGACAGGUCAUUGCAACUAGAUGGAACUGAUAGAUGUGUCCUUCCCUCCCCAUUGACUAAUUCCUCUGGUUUACACUCCAUGUAACGGAAUUUCAACCCAAAUCAUUCCAUUGUAUUAAAGUGUUUUGUUGUAAUGGA